Ylistrum balloti is the source of this 522-nucleotide messenger RNA. RefSeq names its product proteoglycan 4-like. The transcript has a single exon. The record is from RefSeq and is a predicted model, not a curated record. Lineage: Eukaryota; Metazoa; Mollusca; Bivalvia; Pectinida; Pectinidae. The coding region runs from base 1 to 522 and encodes 173 amino acids.
AUGGACGUGUCACCUAACCAAUCAAAGGACGUGUCACCUAACCAAUCAAAGGACGUGUCACCUAACAAACCAAAGGACGUGUCACCUAACAAACCAAAGGACGUGUCACCUAACCAACCAAAGGACGUGUCACCUAACCAACCAAAGGACGUGUCACCUAACCAACGAAAGGACGUGUCAACUAACCAACCUAAGGACCUGUCACCUCACCAACCAAAGGACGUAUCAACUAUCCUAACAACGGACAUGUCAACAAUCAAAACAAAAGACGUGUCACCUAACCUUCCAAAGGACGUAUCGCCUAACCAACCAAAGGACAUGUCACCUCAACGACAAAAGUACGGGUCACCUAACCAAUCAAACAACGUGUCACCUAGCCAAGCAAAGGACGUGUCACCUAACCUACCAAAGGACGUAUCACCUUACCAAGCAAAGGAUGUAUCACCUAACCAACCAACGGAUAUAUCACCUAACCAACCAAAGGACGUGUCAACUAACCAAUCAAACGACAUGUCACCUUAA